GAUGUGGACAGGAGGAGCCGGGGAGCCGCUGGGUGAGGUCUGUUGUUGUGGCCGGUUGCGCCUGAGGAACUAAUGGAGGACGUCUGGAAAGUUGAGGGCGAAGCGCCGCGGGAUCCUUGGAGUCAGUGAGCCCCCGGAACUGCCUUUCAUUCAUUCCGGACUGACGGAGCUUAACCGCGGAGCGUCCCUGCCUCCCAUGCUUUUCCCAUCCGCUGCAUGUGGGUCACUAGCCGAUAAACGCCGCACGCCGGAGCACCUGUCUCGAACCCCUUUGUCUCCGUCCCUUCGGCGGCUCCUGGUCCUCUCGCCUGUCCGACCUCUGAACUCUGCGCGGUGACCGUCAGCUGCUCCUCUCUCUCUCUGUCUCUGUCUCUCUCUCUCCUCUGUCGCCGCUGUCCCACCUGAGCCGGGACGGAACAAGAUGGACUGACCACAGCCUCCGCCCGGAAAUGCCCUGCGCGAACUGUGGCUGCGUCCCGCUGGAUAUUAUCGUUCAACCCGGACACUCCCGACACUAAGUCAGACAUGGCGUCCUCCAAGGCCAAGGUGGGACUCAACAACGACACCAUCCCUGCGAAAGAGAGCAAAAGCGGCGGCGGCGGCGGCGGUCCGGCCGGAGACGCGGCUCCCAACCACCGGAUGUACUGCCUGGAUGACCUGGAGACCGUCGCCACAGUCGGCACUGGGACUUUUGGCCGAGUCUUCCUGGUCAAGGACAAGAAGAGCAGGGCCUUCUUUGCCCUGAAGCAGAUGAAGAUCCCUGACGUGAUCCGACUGAAGCAGGAGCAGCACGUCCACAACGAGAAGGAGGUGCUGACAGAGGUCAACUACCCCUUCCUCAUCCGACUGUUCUGGACGCACCACGAUGAGCGCUUCCUCUACAUGCUGAUGGACUAUGUGCCAGGCGGCGAACUGUUCAGCUACUUGCGCAGCCGCGGGCGCUUCAGCAACACCGCGGGCCUCUUCUACACGUCGGAGAUCGUGUGCGCCAUCGAGUACCUCCACUCAAAAGAAAUCGUCUACCGCGACCUGAAGCCUGAGAACAUCCUGCUGGACAGCGAAGGACACAUCCGCCUGACGGACUUUGGGUUUGCGAAGAAGCUCUCUGACAGGACCUGGACUCUGUGUGGAACUCCUGAGUAUCUGGCCCCCGAAGUCAUCCAGAGCAAAGGUCACGGCCGAGCGGUGGACUGGUGGGCUCUGGGCAUCCUCAUCUUUGAAAUGCUGGCUGGGUACCCACCGUUCUUUGAUGACAACCCAUUUGGAAUCUACCAGAAGAUUCUGGCCGGAAAACUGGAUUUCCCACGCCAUCUGGAUUUCUAUGUGAAAGACCUCAUCAAGAAGUUUCUGGUCAUCGAUCGAGCCAGACGGCUGGGCAACAUGAAGAACGGCACCGACGAUGUGAAGAAGCACCGCUGGUUCAAGACAGUCGACUGGGAGUCGGUUCCCCUGAGGAAACUGAAACCUCCCAUUGUUCCCAAAGUGUCCCACGAGGGCGACACAUCCAACUUUGACGUUUACCCAGAGGACGAGUGGAAGAAAGACCCUCCUGUGCCUCCCAAGGACUUGGAGAUCUUCAAGGACUUCUGAUCACUCAAGCCUGCUUUAUUUAUUCACGGAAUACGGACUCAACAAUAUUGUUAAUAUACUGUUACAGGUACGAUCAUGGCGGGAGUCACAUUGUAUCCGUAAUAACAACCCUGCAAACUCCAAAUGAUUGACGCCGCGACCUGUAUCAUACCACAGAGAUGAUGAUCUGCUUUUUAUAUGUUUAUUUAUCUGACGAGUAAUUGUUUUUUGCUUUUAUGAUUUUUAUUUUCUCUUAAUUGUUUUUUAAUUUAAUUUGUUUUCUCUGAGCCUGCACAUGUGCAAAAGAGAAAGGAAAAUGUGGUUCAUUUGAAACCAGAAGACUGUUACUUCCUAGGUUUAAAAAAAAGAAGAAAAGAAUAAUCAGGUCUUUUUUUUAUAUUCUCAUGUUUUGUAUUUUCUCUCUUUAGUCAUAUUUACUGUGACUCCAGACUGGUGCUGUAACCGUCACCUGGCCAGUUCUUAUACUGUGUGUAGUCACAAGUCGGACACUUCACCUGACAAUGUGUGACCAGUAGCACUUGCCUUACAUCACGGUGACGGGCGUGAUGCUCACCUGAGCCCUGCUGCUGUGAGACAGUCAGUCGUACCGUGGGACAGUCUGCACGUGUGAGGUCACCUACUGUAAACGUCUCCUCUCACAGCUUCUGUCACAUCCACAACAGCUUUGUUCACAGCAGGGACUGUAAUGGCAGAUUUAAUGAACAAAAAAAAAGCCAAGCCAUGUGAAGUGAAAGGCGAUGCGACGUGGAGCUGCAUUACAGGUGACCGAGUCAGUAUUCAUCCACAUGUCAGUGCAUCAUGUACCCAAGGAUUAAAUAUGUUAUCAUGCUUAUAUGACAGGACAAUAUCGGCCAUUCAAAUAAACGUCAUAUCAAUCUGUU
Molecule: messenger RNA, 2471 nt
Organism: Scophthalmus maximus (turbot)
Lineage: Eukaryota; Metazoa; Chordata; Actinopteri; Pleuronectiformes; Scophthalmidae
Gene: prkx
Product: protein kinase X-linked
Exons: 8
Coding region: 526-1590 (354 amino acids)
Biological process (GO): protein phosphorylation
Molecular function (GO): protein serine/threonine kinase activity; ATP binding
Source: RefSeq, a predicted model, not a curated record